UCAAUGUCAAGUUUCAUUUGUUAUUUACUGGCUGAACGAGUGGUAUGGUGGGGUAGGUCUCCGAUAUGCGCACGUCGGUUUCCAUUUGUUGCCUUUUCAUGUGCUGAUGAAUGUGGUACUGUUGAGGUCACAACUCUGCUGGGUGCAUUUUUUGGCGUAUUAGUGCUGCUGCUCCUGCUGUUCCUCUACAUAAGUCGCAGAUGCUGCUUUCAUCAUCGCCAUGGCAUCAACUGCUGUGACGAGCGACACUUGGCGGCCAAGUGUGUGCAGAAGAUUACACGCAAACGUCGCUAUGAGAACACCAGCUCCGACUCUGAGGAGGAUAUGCUGCGACGCCUUCGCUGGCAUCAGCAGAAUAAUAACCUUCUACCAAAUGGCAAAUUUAUCGGCUAUGGCAUGGGCAUUGACCAAAGGAAUCCAUUGACAGGCCACAAUUUCAAUUAUCAUCAAGCUGACCUGCAAAGGGUCACAGUGACACGUGACCCUUUGGCAAUUGCCGAACGGGGCAAGGUCGGCAUUCCUUCAUCGCAUAGCGAGUGCAGCUCCAAUGAUUCCAUCGAGGCGUCUGUUGACAGUCACACUGGCAUUUUGACAGGCGAAAGCAGAGCUGUUCCGGUAGCAUCACUGCGAAAUUCCUAUGCCAAGUCACAGAAAUAUCAGCACAAAGUCGACGUGCAGCCACCAAAGCCCGAGAGGGAGAGGGAUAGCGUGGUGGUGGUGCCAAUUGCUAGCUUAACUAACAACAACAAUAACAUCACUGCAAACAAUAACUACAAUCAGAGCUGCAACAACAACAACAACAGCAACAACAACAAUACCACAACCAACAGCAGCAACAACAACAACAACAACAACAACGAUGAUGAACCUCUUUUCGAUACCAGCGACUUGCGUUCUAUUAAGUCCGAUGAUAUCCUGGUCAGCGAUCCAAAGAGCACAGCUCCGCGUGGACCCAUCGAGCUGGAGAUGUCCUUGCUGUACGAUGCGCCCAUGCGUAAAAUGACAGUUCACGUGAUGCAGGCAAGAUCCCUGCCACCACUGGGCAAUGGCCAGCAGACGCACACCCAGGUGCGCCUUCUGAUGCUGCCCAACAAAAAGCAAAAGCACAAGACUAAGAUACGCAGUGGCGAGAAUCCACAGUAUAUGGAAAGUUUUCUGCUGCAUCGUGUAAAUCCCGAGGAUGUCAAUAACAUGGGCCUUCGGGUGCGUCUGUAUGGAUGUGAGCGGCUGCGUAAGGAGCGCCUCAUUGGCGAGGCCUAUGUAAGUUUUGCUACUGUCGACUUGGAGCUAGAGACUAAUCUGUGGCUGCCGCUGGAGCCACGCAACACAACAUCGCUUUUGGGAUCAACAAGCGACCUGUUGAGCUUGGCCAGAUCGGACAGUGCCGGCUCCACAUCCUCCAUGCAGCAUGGAGGUGUCUCAGAGCUGCUUUUGGGUCUCAGCUACAACGGUGUCACGGGUCGACUCAGUGUGGAGAUUAUCAAGGGUAGCCAGUUUCGCAGCCUAAUGCUAAACAAGGCGCCGGACACAUAUGUCAAGCUGUGUAUGGUUAGCAGCAUUGGUCAGGAGAUUUCGCGCGCCAAAACGUCAAUACGAAGAGGCCCCAAUCCGUUAUUCAAAGAGACCUUUGCAUUCCAAGUGGCGCUGUUCCAGCUGAACGAUGUGACGCUCAUGAUCUCGGUGUAUGCCAAAAGGCACAUGAAGAAGAACGAGAUGGUCGGUUGGUUUAGCUUGGGCCUAAACUCAUCAGGACCGGAGGAAUGUGCGCAUUGGGCCGAUGUCUGCGAAAUGCCCAAGGGAGAGAUGCUGGCGCGCUGGCAUGUACUGGUGGAUUCCUGAUUCGAGCAGUUGGGACAGUCCUCAGGACGCAGCAGUAAGGCGCUCAAGAAACUGGGCUUUGCUGCGUUCAAGGACAAGUCCAAGGAUAAAGCGCGUAAGGAGAUGGAUGAGGUUCAAUUCCCUGCAGACAAUGCCGUUGCAGUCGACAUUGAGCCCGGCUUGGAGCUUGAUUUUGUCUAGAUUUUGGUCAGUUCGAGUAACCAACGAUUGGUUACCUUAAACAUUUUGAUUGGGCUUUUUUAAUGUGAAGCAUAUUUUGAACGUUAACAUUGGUAACAUUGUGUUCCCCCGAAAACUACAUAUUGUAAUUUUUGGAAGAUCUGGUUAGCAGCCAGAUGUUAGUCCACAAGGGCUAAACAAAAUUUUUGUAAUUUGGAAACAAAUCAAAUUUGUCACACAUUUCUUAUAAAAUGUGUGAAACCAACAAGAAGAAGCAACACAAACAAACAACAAAACAAAACAAAACAAUUAACUAGAAUACUAAAAUUUUGUACGCAACUGCAUAUGCAUAACUUAUUACUAAAAUUUAAACUUUAUAAUUGUUUGUGAUAAUCAAUAUGAUAUGAAAAAGACAAAAUAACAGCGACAUGUAUUCGCAUGUCAAUUUUUUGUAAUUACUAUUUCUCUGCAACUUAACAAAAUACAUAUAUGUAUCUAACCGCAAAGGUUUUGAUGGUCCCACAGGGCUGGCACUUUUUUUAUUACAAUUAUUAAGAAAUCCAAAAGAAAAGCAAAACUAAUUAUAAUAUAUACAUACAUACAUACAUACAUACUAGCAAAUGUUAAACAUGUGUAUUAGACAGAACAUUUGGAUGCGUGUGACAACGACAAGGAAAUAUGUAUGUACAUAUGUAGCUUCUAACAUCUGGAAUGGUUAGUGAAGGAAAAUAAACAGUGUAAACCAAAUUGAAAUGAAUACAGCUAUAUAACUUAUGUUUCGUCUUGUUACACAUUUCACAAUGUUCUGGCUAACGAUCUGCAAAUAAAUAGCAAAACAGCCACAAUUGUAGCCAACGCAUACCACAUAACAAAUGCAAAACAAAAAAGAAGGAAAUUCUUGAGAUUUUUAACAAGAAAAUCAUUGCGUAUUGUUCCAGUUUUUAUAUGGAUAUAUUAAAUACCAGUACCUUAGGAUUCAAAUUAAAUACGCACAAAAAUCUAUUGUACAUCCGAGUGAAUGUUACGAGGCAGAUCAAGUUUCUAAAUAUAAUUGGAAAAUCCAGCACAAUUUAAUCAUAUUUAAUGCAGGUUGCUUGGAAAAUAUAUGAAAAAAAAAAAAAAUCGAAACAAAAUAUUUAUAAAAACAACAUUAAAUGUUGAAAAUAGCAAAGAUCUAAUUCUAUGUAUUAAUAACCAAAGAGUUUAGUGAGGCAUGUUUACUAUCGGGCUGCUCGGAAGGCAUUUACCUUGAGUACAUGGGUCGGGGUCGAACCAUGUAAUUACAGAUAGAAAAUUGAAAGCUUUAAUAAAUGUCGGUACUAAAUUGAUUGAUUUUUAAUUGUCAAAGCAAGUAUUAAACUAUGUACAACAAAUGCUCAUAUGCAACAACCUAAAAA
Messenger RNA from Drosophila virilis, 3395 nucleotides. It is a transcript of the gene Syt14, whose product is annotated as Synaptotagmin 14. Lineage: Eukaryota; Metazoa; Arthropoda; Insecta; Diptera; Drosophilidae. Gene Ontology annotation, molecular function: phospholipid binding. The record is from RefSeq and is a predicted model, not a curated record.